Molecule: messenger RNA, 1880 nt
Organism: Amblyraja radiata (thorny skate)
Lineage: Eukaryota; Metazoa; Chordata; Chondrichthyes; Rajiformes; Rajidae
Gene: gyg1a
Product: glycogenin 1a
Exons: 7
Coding region: 139-1146 (335 amino acids)
Molecular function (GO): glycosyltransferase activity
Source: RefSeq, a predicted model, not a curated record
UGUCUCCGCCGCUGUAUAUAGGACAGAGUGAGCACUUGCGGCUUCCCUGCCAAGCGGACAGAGAGGACACAGCGGGCAGUAGCGACCCCCCUCUCCCCACCGGCCCCGCCGCCGCUACUGUGAUCGCACCGUGCCAGCAUGUCUCAGGCUCAAGCCUUCGUGACGCUAGCAACUAAUGACCUGUACGCAAAAGGAGCCUUGGUGCUUGGAACCUCAUUGCGGGAUCACAAAACAACACGAAAUCUGGUGAUUCUUAUCACUCCCCAAGUGUCCAACAAUAUGAGAUGUGCGUUGGAAAGGAUAUUUGAUGAGGUUCUUUUAGUGGACGUGCUAGACAGCAAGGAUUCUGCGCAUCUCGCCAUGAUCAAGAGGCCUGAACUAGGCGUAACCUUCACAAAGCUGCAUUGCUGGGCUCUCACCCAGUACUCCAAAUGUAUAUUUAUGGACGCAGACACACUGGUAUUAUGCAACAUUGACGAGCUGUUUGAGAGGGAGGAAUUGUCUGCAGCUCCAGAUCCAGGCUGGCCAGAUUGCUUCAACACUGGAGUGUUUGUUUAUCGCCCUUCCGUGGAAACCUACCACGAACUUCUACGGUCGUCCACAGAAAAUGGCAGCUUUGACGGUGGGGACCAGGGUUUACUGAACAGCUUCUUCAGUAGCUGGCCAACAGCGGACAUCAAUAAGCACCUUCCCUUCAUUUACAAUCUGAGCAGUGUCGCCAUUUAUUCCUACCUUCCUGCAUUCAAACAAUAUGGUGCAGAUGCCAAAGUGGUCCACUUCCUUGGUAACAUCAAACCGUGGAACUGCUCUUAUGACACGAAGACAAAAUGUGUGACGAGAACCGUUCACGACUCUGCUCCAGUUGUUCACUCGGAAUUCGUCAGCAUGUGGUGGGACAUCUACUCCACAUCUAUUCUGCCGAUGCUUAUGGAACAUGGUAUCUCAAAGAGCAUCAGUCCUGUCAAACAGGAGGAGGAGAAGUUGAGCGAAGCCGUCUCCCAACUUUCUGUCAGUCCGCCUGUCCCAACUGCCCCAAUGAUCUCCUCGGAAGAGCGGCGGAGAAAUUGGGAACAGGGCCAAGCUGAUUUCAUGGGAGUGGAUUCUUUCCAGAACAUCCAGAAGAAGCUGGAUACGUACUUGAAUUAAACUGCUCGAAUGAACACCACCGGCUGUGUCUGACCAGCAAGAACUGAAUUGAGAAGGUCUUCAGCGUCUAGGCUGGAGUCCAGUGCAUGGUUGGUUUGUACUUGGCCUGUUAGUAACAUGGUUUGAGAUGGGUUGUCUUGCUCUGGUUUGGUCACUUGCAGGCUGCGGAAUUGUAGCGAGAAUGUGACAAAAGCCCCGAGAAGAUCAAGUUUUAAAUUCCUGAAGCAAAUCACCUCCCAAUGUCUAAAUCCUCAGCGCAUCACAACACUGCCUCCUGCUGAAAUAUUCCUCCUGAACAAUACUGCUGUUUGCUUGACUUAGUAAGACACACUUAAUGAUAAACUUCUGCACUCUUAUAGACACAGGAUUUGACAGUUCCGCCAGUAUUUUACUGUUUGAAUUAGCUGCCCUGUUGCAUGAAGGAAUUUAAUUAUAUCCCUUCCCCAUCAGCUUUUCCGUGGAAGUACUGUGUCCCAUUGUUCAAACGACAAAACCAAUUGUAUCUUUUGAGUCUUAAUGAUAUAAAGAAACCUAGAGGUGAGCUUUCUGUGCAUACACAGUACACAGUGUACCCUACAAAUUUAACAAGGAACCGAAGACUACCCCAACCUUUUAUGACAUUUGUGCUGUGAUUAUACUACUGACCAUCAAUCCUGAAGUGUAACGUCGCACUUUAACCACCAAAUAAGCUUAUGGUUUGAAAAUGUUUUCCAAUAAAAGUAUCUUUACCCCUG